AUGCUCCUUUCCCUUACCACCGGCCUCGCCAUCCUCGGCGCGGUCUCUGCCCACACCGGAUGCGGCGGUCACGAGAUUGGCGCCCGUAACCUCGGCGGUCGCGUCAUCUCCAAGCGCCAGGUCGCUGACAACGUUGAGGAUGUCACCCAGGAGUGCACCUACUACACCUACGAGCCCGCUGCCAAGAUCACCAAGGAGUACCCCGUCGCCUGGCAGCCCGCCCACAUUGUCCAGGGUGACCAGGAGGCCCAGGACAUGUUCGCCCAGAUCAACAAGACCCUCGGCGAGAAGUUUGCCAACAUCCCCGUCCGUCCCGCCGAGGGCACCGAGGGCAACGACCCCCAGGACUCUGGCUGCUGGUGGUCUGCUACCAAGUGCACCCAGCCCGCCCAGGACACUGGUCUCCAGCCUGACCUCACCACCAUGCCCGAGCCUGAGACUUGGGGCUUCGGCUUUGACGACGGCCCCAACUGCUCGCACAACGCCCUCUACAACUUCCUCGGCAAGGAGAACCAGCGUGCUACCAUGUUCUUCAUCGGCUCGAACGUUAUCGACUGGCCUGUUCAGGCUAUCCGUGCCAAGACUGACGGCCACGAGAUCUGUAUCCACACCUGGUCCCACGCCAAGAUGACCUCGGUCUCGAGCGAGCAGGCUUUCGCUGAGCUCUACUACACCCGCAAGGUCAUCAAGGCCCUUCUCGAUGUCACCCCCAAGUGCUGGCGCCCUCCUUACGGCGAUGUUGACAACCGUAUCCGUGCCAUUGCUCAGCACAUGAACCUCACCAACAUUGUCUGGUCUGACGACACCUUCGACUGGCAGAUUGGCACCAACGGCGUUACCCAGGAGACCGUUGCCGGCAACUACCAGAAGGUCAUCGACAAGGCCAAGAACGGCGAGUACAAGACCCACGGCCCCAUCGUCCUGAACCACGAGAUCAACAACAACACCAUGUCCGAGCUCAUUGCUCAGUACCCCAAGAUCAAGGAGUCGUUCAAGAACAUCGUCCCCGUCAACGUUGGUUACAACAUCACCCACCCCUACGCUGAGGAGGACUACUUCUACCCCAACUUCGAGCAGUACGUUGCCGGCACCCGCAACUACUCUUCCACCCCCAUCGACGGAGUCCAGCCCUCCUCUUCUGCCUCUGGCUCCGCUGGCGCCUCCGGCUCUGCCGGUGCCACUGGCGGUGCCGGCGCUGCCUCUGGCUCUGGCUCCGCCUCUGCCGGCGGCGCCACCAAGUCUGGCGCUUCCGCCGACCAGAAGAACAGCGGCGCUGUCCAGAACGCUGUCGCCGGCUCGCUGGCCGCCGUCGGUGCCGCUCUCGCCCUCCUCGCUUAA
Trichosporon asahii var. asahii CBS 2479 is the source of this 1338-nucleotide messenger RNA. RefSeq names its product chitin deacetylase-like mannoprotein MP98. Bases 1 to 1338 code for a protein of 445 amino acids. The record is from RefSeq and is a predicted model, not a curated record. NCBI's taxonomy places the organism in Eukaryota, Fungi, Basidiomycota, Tremellomycetes, Trichosporonales, Trichosporonaceae. Gene Ontology annotation, molecular function: chitin deacetylase activity. The transcript has 2 exons. Gene Ontology annotation, cellular component: membrane. Gene Ontology annotation, biological process: carbohydrate metabolic process.